AUGCGCACUACGACCGCGUUGCAGCUGCUUCUGGCGGCUUCCGCCACUGCACAAGACCUUGUCAGCAUCUUGCAGUCACAGCCUGACCUUAGCACGUUGUUAGAGCUGGUCCAGAUCGCCAAUCUAACAGAUACUCUUGCUGCCGCCACAAACAUCACCAUUAUCGCGCCGACAAAUGAUGCAUUCGCGGCCCGUGCUGCGGAGAAUGAUCCAGAAGCGGAAGCACUUCGACAGCGCAACGAUUCAGCCACCAUCGGUGGUCUCCUGAGGAACCAUGUGUUCCAAGGAUACUAUCCUUCAUCUGCGAUCGGCGAGGUGCCGACCUUCGCACAGACUCUGGUGAGCCCCGAGGAGCAGAACGAUAUUCAGCCUUCACAGCAAUCACCGGCGGCCAUCGAUGUGCUGUCUAGCGAGUUCACGGUAUCCACUGUGACGGAAGCGGACAUCAUGGUCGGCGCGGACGUCGUUGUUCACAAAGUCAAUGCGGUCAUGUCGUUUGGAGUGCCGGCUCUCCUCUUCCUGGGCAGAUAUGGAUACAAUGGUCUCAAUGCGGUUUUGAUUGAAUCCGACCUAGGAGUCUUCGCUGGGAACGAUAUCAGCAGCUCGGACGAGACGCCAGUUACAGACGUCACCUUCUUCAUCCCAACGGAUCUGGCGCUGGAAGAAAUCAGCUCCGUUCUCGCGACUGCGAAUCAGAGCACACUCCAGGCCGUGCUGAGCUACCACCUGAUCCAGGACAAUAUCAUCUUCUCGCCUUCUCUCAGCAAUACCACAGUGCCGACUGUUGGUGGACAGGAUCUGACGAUCACAGUAGCUGACGAUGGGAGUGUUUUCGUCAACCAGGCAAAGGUCAUUCUGCCCAACGUGAUCUUGUACGAAGGUGUUGCCCACAUCAUUGACAGUGUGCUCAAUCCUCUUGUACCAUUCGAGCGAUCUGAGCUUCAACCCAGCCUUCCCGCCGCUGACCGCGUCGCGUUCGAAGGUGCCACAUCAAGCUCUCCACUUCCAUUCACUGCGAGCACGUUCACGGAUCAGGCCACUGCUGUCAGCAUCGAUCCAGUAUUCUCAACUGCUCCGGCAGUGAGUCUGGCGACAAGUACUGCUACGGCGAGCGAUUCUGCGACGAGUGCUUCUGCGACGGAGGCAUCUGCCAGUGCUUCGACUUUCGCUGGAGCUGGCAACACCCGCGAAGUCUCCGGUCCGAUUCAGACUGGUGCGGCAGUUCUGGCAGCUGCAUAUUUCGGUCUAUGGUUCUAA
Molecule: messenger RNA, 1257 nt
Organism: Cyphellophora attinorum
Lineage: Eukaryota; Fungi; Ascomycota; Eurotiomycetes; Chaetothyriales; Cyphellophoraceae
Exons: 4
Coding region: 1-1257 (418 amino acids)
Biological process (GO): macroautophagy
Cellular component (GO): fungal-type vacuole membrane
Source: RefSeq, a predicted model, not a curated record